UGGGUGCCCGGGGCGGGGGCGGGAGGAAGACCCCGAGGAGUUAGGGUGGUUUCGGAUCUAACCCGGUGCUUACCAGGAUGUGGGCUGCAUCGCAGGAAUAGUAAGCAUGACAGCCUGCUUGCGAACACCCGCCCGCUGCUGGCAUCUCCACACUGGGCUCCCAGGGGCAGUAGAAUGAAUCCUGUUAAGUUUGGGCUCCUCUGUUUUGCAACAUCAAAUGAACCUUCACCAAUUAUAGCUUUAGUGCUGCACCUGAUGCUUAUGAGGAACCUAAAUCGCCCCAGAAGAGUUAAAAAAUUUUCUGAUAUUUCUAAGUAAGUGGUAAUACUUUCUGGAAACGUCCCUAAUUGUUUUUCUAGAAAACAUCUAACUGGAUGGAAUGGUACGCUGGAAAAAUUUAGGUGACAGGCUUUGGGACAUUUUACUUUUUUUAAUUUAAACCAUUAUUUAAAGAAAAGAUUAUGUCACUAACAGUAGGUAAAUGACACUGUAGACUGCCAAUAAUGAUGUUAAAUACAAUGUAAAUUUUGAGAUACCUUUGUGUUCCUAAAAAUAGGAUUCAGGUAGCAUCAAGUUGUUUACAUAAGGUGUGUUCUUUUUUGAAAUGGAGUUUAAUAAGAAUGGUUAGUCGAGGAAAAAAAUUCUCACCACUCUUCGGUGAUUUCUUAGUCAGUGUUAUAAUCACUUGUUUAUAUGAAGUGUGAUUUUUUUUAAAUGCUUUUGUAUGUUAAGUCAUCUGGUUAAACUAUCAGGGAGAAUUGAGGCCAGCACUUGCUGUUUCACUUGCUUUGUAAAACAGUGGUACUCAAGCUUUUUGGUCUUGAGUAUAAAGGGUAAACCUUCAUACUUUUAAAAAUUAUUAACGAUCCCAAAGAGCUUUUGGUUCUGUAGAUUAUUCUGUAAUAUUUGCCGUAUUAGAAAUUAAGAUUAAAUUUUUACUCUUUUAAAAUUAAUUCAUUACAUGUAAGGAAAGAAACUUUUUUUAUGAAAAAUAACUAUUUGCCAAAAAAGAGUAAGAGUAUCAUUGUUUUGACUUGGGGUUUUUUAUUUUGUUCUGUUUUUGUUUUUUGUUUUUAUGGCUUUUGAGGUUUUUUUGGCCAAUCCCGCUGGAUGUGGAAAAACUAGAGCCAGGAAUCAAAAUCUAUGCCACAGCAGCGUUCUGAUCCACAACAGUGCUCACAUUGGGUCCUUAACCUGCUAUACCACCAGGGAACUCCAGAGUGACGUCGUUUUGAGUUUGAAUCUCUUUAACAUCUAGCAUAAUGGGAGACAGCUGAAUUCUCAAAACUAUUUCUGUAUUCAACCUGUUUAAAUAUAUUUUGUUUUUGAUUUUGAAGAAAAGCACAGAUAGAUGGUUACCAGUCCUCAAUAGCCUUUUUGGUUUAUGGAGGUUAUUGUGCUUUAAUGUGACAAUGCAGCUCUCAACACGUGAUACAUUCUCAAAGAAUCCAGAACAGUUGAUCUUUCAACAGACAGAGAGGAUGGAAUACAUCAUUCUUCAGAAAGCAAAGAUGAUCAGAGUUCAUCUUCCAACAGCUCUAGCUCUCUGGAAGAAGAAGAAGAAUUUUUAUCAACAGUAAAUGUCCCUGAUGCAGCUUUUAUUCAGGCGGCCUACAGGAAACGUGAAUUGGCCAGGGCCCAGGAGGACUAUAUUUCUUUGGAUGUAAAACAUGUCUCCAACAUCUCUAAUAUGAAGAAAAACAGUGAAGGUUCCGAAAGUGAGCCUGAUGAUCAUGAAAAUAUAAUACCAUUUACCCCGAAGCCUCAAACUCUUAGACAAAGAAUGGCUGAAGAAACAACAAACAGAGAUGAAGAAACAAGCGAAGAUAGUCAAGAAGAUGAAAAUCAAGAUAUUUGGGAACAGCAGCAAAUGAGGAAAGCGGUUAAAAUCACAGAGGGACGAGACAUAGAUCUGUCUUAUAGCAGUGAAUCUCAAACAGUGAAGAAGUUUGAUGUUUCUAUUUCAUUUCCACCAAUAAAUUUAGAAAUUAUAAAGAAGCAACUAAAUAAUAGAUUAACAUUACUGCAGGAUACUCACCGUUCACACCUCAGAGAAUACGAAAAAUACGUGGAAGAUAUCAAGACCUCAAAGAGUACCAUCCAGAACCUAGAGAAUUCAUCAAGUCAAGCUCUAAAUUUUAAAUUCUAUAAAAGCAUGAAAAUUUAUGUGGAAAACUUAAUUGACUGUCUUAAUGAAAAGAUUAUCAGCAUCCAAGAAAUAGAAUCAGCCAUGCAUGCACUUCUUUUAAAACAAGCCAUGAUCUUUAUGAAACGCAGGCAAGAUGAACUAAAACAUGAAGCAACGUAUUUACAACAAUUAUCACGCAAGGCUGAGGCAUCAACAAAUAGAGGCUUGGAUGUAGAUGAAAAAACUCAAUGGAUUUUUGAGGAGAUUGAAUCUCGAAGGGCACAAAGAAGACAAGCAAGGGCUCUUUCUGGGAAUUGUACUCACCAGGAAGGGAUGUCUAGUGAUGAUGAACUGUCUUCAGCAGACACAAUUGACUUCCAGAAAAGCCGAGGUGACAUUUUACAGAAUCAUAAGAAGAUUUUUGAAGAUGUGCAUGAUGAUUUUUGUAAUAUCCAGAAUAUUUUAUUGAAAUUUCAACAAUGGCGAGAAAAGUUUCCUGAUUCUUAUUAUGAAGCUUUCAUUAGUUUAUGCAUUCCGAAGCUUUUAAAUCCCCUAAUACGAUUUCAGCUGAUUGAUUGGAAUCCUCUUAAGUUUGAUUCCAUAGGUUUAAAACAGAUGCCGUGGUUCACAUCCAUAAAAGAAUUUAUAGAUAGCAGUAUGGAAGAUUCAAAGAAGAAAAAUAGUUCUGAUAAGAAAAUUUUGUCUGCUGUUAUCAACAAAGCAGUUAUUCCUCGACUUUCAGACUUUGUAGAAUUCGUUUGGGAUCCCUUGUCAACCUCACAGACAACAAGUUUAAUAAGGCAGUGCAAAAUGAUUCUUGAAGAACAUUCCACUUGUGAAAAUGAAGAUAGUAAAGGCAAACAGGAUUUACUUAAACGCAUUGUUUUAAGAAUGAAGAAGGCAAUAGAAGAUGAUGUUUUUAUUCCUCUGUAUCCAUUGAGUGCUACAGAGAACAGAACAUCACCACAUGCAAAGUUCCAAGAAAGACAGUUCUGGUCAGGUCUAAAGCUCUUCCACAAUAUUCUUCUUUGGAAUGGACUCAUCCCAGAAGACACCUUGCAAGAGCUAGGACUAGGGAAGCUGCUAAACCGUUACCUUAUUGUAGCUCUUAACGCCAUACCUGGGCCAGAUGUUGUUAAAAAGUGCAACCAAAUAGCAGCAUAUUUACCAGAAGAAUGGUUCCAAAAUUCUGCGAUGAGAACAUCUAUUCCCCAGCUAGAAAACUUCAUCCAGUUUUUACUGCAGUCUGCACAUAAAUUAUCUAGAAGUGAAAUCAGGGAUGAAAUCAAAGAAAUAAUCAUUAUUCUGGUGAAAAUAAAGGCUCUAACUCAAGCAGAAUCCUUUUUAGAAGAGUAUCACCUAGACCAUCUUAAAUCAGUAAUUAAAGAAGUUUGAGUAAACUUUAUAGGAAAAUACUGAAAUAAGAUUUUAAUGUAGUCACAUUUGGCUCUUUUGCUUAGAUGUCCACCUUCUGACAUCAUGAAAGGCUGCCCCUCCUUAUUUUGUGGUGUUUGUAGGAAUUAAGCACACAGGAACAGUAAGAGUUCAACAAAUUUCUGUUUGAUUCUUCUGACAACUUUUCCAGCUUAAGAAAGGAGUUGAAGAUGGUAACUAAAUUUCUAACAUUGAGCAUGCUGUAAAGUAUAAAGAAGUAGAAAUACAACGUUGUACACUUAAAAUGUAUAUAAUAUUAUAAACCAAUGCUACCUCAAUAAAAAAUAAAUAUAAAAAAAAGAGGAGUUGAAGAAAACUUGCUUAUAGCUGUUUUGGCUUUGGUGAGUCUUCUCUCCUGAAACAUAAAAAUAUCUUUUAGCCCUCUCGUUUUAACUAUCUCUGCUUACAAAUAUCUUAAAAUUUUAACUGCAGUGAAUUAUUUUUUAACUAUGUACUGAUUAAGGCAUUUUUAAGGCUUUUGAUGAGUAAUGAUGAUUGUUCUUCAGAAAUCUGUAUCAAUGUAUUGUACCAAUUCAAGUGUGAGAGAGGCCAGUGAAUCUUCACCAGCAAUAGGUAUUAUCCUUUGUUUUAAUUCAUUUGCACUUAAUAGGUGAAAAAAAAAUCUCUUUUUAGGAAUUCCCAUUGUGACUCAGCAUGUUGAGAACCCAAUAUAAUGUACAUGAGGAUGUGGGUUUGAUCCCUGGCCUCACUCAGUGGGUUAAGGAUUCUGGCGUUAGCACAAGCAGCAAUAGGGGUCACAGAUGUGGCUCAGAUACUGAGCUGCUGUGGCUGUGGUGUAGGCUGGCAGCUGCAGUUCUGAUUCAUCCCCUAGCCUGGGAACUUCCCUAUGCUACAGGUACAACCCUAAAAAGAAAAAAAGAAUUUAUUUUAAUUACUCGUUUUGUCCAUUAGAGAGGUUCUACUUCUUAUUUGGCCAUUUGUAAUUCAUUUAAAAUAUCUAUUCAUCUUUUUCUUAUGGAUAUGUAAAAGCUUUAUAUUUUACUAAGAUAUUAAUUUUUGCCAGUCCUGGGUUAAUUUUCCUCAUUUGCCAUUUUCUUUAAAUUAGUAUAUGAUGUUUUUGGUGUACUAAGUUAUUGCUUCUUAGGUAGGGACUACUAUGUUUUUUGUUACUUUUUUUUGUCAUUGGUGUUAAGCAGGAAACAGGUAUUUUAAAUAUUCAUUUUCUGAUAAAAAUCAUACAAAUGUAUGAUUAGAAAGUCUGAGGCUAGGUCAUUUAAUCAAAAAGAAAUAGAGAACAUUUUUCAGAAUAUACUAAGAGUUUUUCUUAAAUCUGUUUAAAUAACUUGAGGGCAACCCUAAAUGUGUUAUACAAAUUGUUACCCAAAAGAUAAUCAGGAAAAAAUUGAUUAUAUUGUAGGAUUUAAGGUUGUGGCUUCUGACAUUAUCACCCCUAGUUUUGAAGCUGCGUGUAAUAUAUUUUAACAGAUUAGUAUUUGAUUUCUACUGCCACCACAAGGACUCAUGAUUCAUUUGUAUGUAUGAAUAGUUUUUUUUUAAGUUUGGUUACACAAUUAUACAGAGUAGAAUCUCAUCUAGAAAUUUUCAAGCCAUUGCUAAAAAAGACUUAGAAUUUCUACACAAUUAUUGUUCCCAGAGGUAACUGCUGUUUUCAUUUUGUUACCCUUUCAGAUCUUUUCUCUACUUAAAAAAGUAUGUGUGUGUGUGCAUAUACACACACAGCUUUGUUUUUUAUAUAAGUGUCAGAUACUUUAUCGUGUUUGAAAUUUGUAUUUUUUUUUACUGUUAGUGUUUGCAAUUUCCCUCUCACUUUUGCAUUUGUAAUUAAAGGUGUGUUAGAUGAUCCCUUACAUUUUUAACUUUCAUUUUUUUUAAGUGGAAAAUAUAACUGCUUUUAAAACUCUUAGGUUGCUAAUGGAAGUCUAAAAUAGAACAACAACUUUGGAAAAUUGUUCAUCAGUUUAACAUUUAACUAACCAUACAGCUCAUUAAUAGUACUUCUAGCUAUUUACCCAAGAAAAUAAAAAUAUGUUCACAAGAAAAGCUUGUACAGGUGUCGAUAGGAACCUUAUUAAUGAGUCCAAAACUGUAUACAAAAUGGGAAAGUACUCAGCAUUAGAAAUAAAUGAAUGUAUAGAAUAAAUAAACCUCAAAAGCAUGAAGUGAGAGGGGUUAGAAAAGAAUACAUACUUCAUGAUUCAGUGUAUAUUAAUAUAAGAACAGAUGUAACUAAUAUAAAAUGAUUGAAAAAUGAAAAAAGAUAAGGAAAAAAGAUAGUAAUGAAAAUGUUUUGUUGUCUUGAUUUGCAUGGUGGGUACAUAGGUAUAAUCAGUCAGCUGUUAAAAGUUCAAAGAGAAAA
Molecule: messenger RNA, 5900 nt
Organism: Sus scrofa (pig)
Lineage: Eukaryota; Metazoa; Chordata; Mammalia; Artiodactyla; Suidae
Gene: GCFC2
Product: GC-rich sequence DNA-binding factor 2
Biological process (GO): mRNA splicing, via spliceosome
Cellular component (GO): nucleus
Molecular function (GO): DNA binding
Source: RefSeq, a predicted model, not a curated record